This is a messenger RNA of Capsaspora owczarzaki ATCC 30864, 2995 nucleotides long. RefSeq lists its product as hypothetical. Lineage: Eukaryota; Filasterea; Ministeriida; Capsasporidae. The record is from RefSeq and is a predicted model, not a curated record. The transcript has 6 exons. Gene Ontology annotation, molecular function: zinc ion binding. Bases 71 to 2878 code for a protein of 935 amino acids.
ACUGUUUUCGCAAGGGAAAGAGAAAUUAAAAAACAAAAAAAUCCGCCAAAAUUUGGCGCCAAAAAAAUCAAUGCAACAACGCGGCCGACGAAGACAAGAGGACCAAGCAGCGUCGACGCCACCGCUCGAUGAUGGCGAUGGCAGUGACGACGCGAAUGACUUUGUCAAGCCACCCCCGCGGCCAACCGUGAAACGGCGAGCAGGCAGUGCCGCCCCGCCGACAUCGAAACGCGCCCGUCGCCACGAGGAGGACGAGCAGGAGGAUGGGGGCUCGGCAGACCACACCGUGCUUGCAUACCAGCCAGCAGCAGAACAAACCAGCUCCCAGCGGGGAGACGCGACUGGGACAGCGGAAGCCUCAGCAGCGCAGCCAGCGCAAGUCGUCAUUGGAUUGUUCAGAGUCAAGUCCGAGCCGGUGGCUGAGCGCGAGGACGAGCUGCCGGCGUCGCCCAGAGCUCAUGUAGGCACUGCCGAGACAUCUGUCCCUUCUCCAGCGCAGGCGCAGGACGACGGCGAAAUGCAGGCGCGGGCGGUGGAAAGCGCUACCGUCGACCAAGCAACGAGCUCGUGGAUGCAACUCUGCGCUCAAGACGCCAGCGCCCAAGGCCUUGGUCUCGCUGGGGAUGAGCUCGAUGCUACUCGAAGCCAAAUCAAGCCCAUGCCGAGCUCCAGUGCCACAGCCGGCGGCAACGGUGAUGCACAACCGGAGCAGGAAUCUGCCACCACAAUUGCGACCACGACCACCGAUGCAAGCACUCAUCUCGAGAUUGCCGAGGCCAUUCGUGCAGAACAGGCCGGACAGCCUCCUGCCAGCGAGGCCGAGUCGUACUCGUUCGCGACCGACCACCUCCUGCUGCGAAACAAUCAAGAUUACUUGCUGCUCAUCCGCACAAUGGUGGCGCUCGAGGCCCAGCGCAUUCGCGUGCUCCAAGACAUUGAUCAUUUGAAUGAGUUGCGUCAAAAAGCGGCCGUCGAGCCUCUUGGUUUGCUUCGUGCCCUGAAGCUCCGUUCCGAUUCGUUCGAGCGCGUCGAUUCACCUUUAGCCGGGCCAGUGACAGCCGAACAGCUGGCUUCAGACGCAGCCAUCAAUGCGGAGGCUCAAGACGGAUGGCACUUUCCUGAUCGCCAACAGGUGGUCGCGCUGCCCGACAUCGACUGGUUGCGCUACGGGUUGCACGACGCUCCAUAUCAGACAUCAAAGGGCCUGCUCACGAGCAAGCAGAGCUCAACGGCGCGCGGUAAUGCUAUGCAAAAGGCAAAAGCGCCCACCCUUGCAAAAGCGGCCGUCAUGGCGCAGGUGGCUUCGAACAGACGCGAGCCCAAGUCGCAGGCAUCCACGCCGCAGGCGGACGCUGACCUCCAGCGAGAUGCUGACACUACACCGGCGCUGACGCCCGAGUCGUCGAUUCAUCAGACAGAGUCCGACCGCGACGGCGCACAAAGAAGUGAAUUGGACGGAGCUGCGGCUCCAGUUACUACCACGUUAUCAACUGCGGCUGACAUCCCUCCCAUCGCUCCUUCUCCUGCAGCAGCGAGUGCUGCCGUCAUCACAGCGCCAGUCAUUGCGGCGUCAAAGCUCAUCUUUGACCCGCCGCCUGCUGUGACAAACGCAAUCCUGGAGGCUGCAGCAGCUGCUGCUCGAGCUGCUGCAAAGCGCGGACUUGAGGAGACGGCCGAGAUUGCUCGCAGGAUGGCCGAGCAACGGGACGAGCAGUCUACGACCGACGCCGCCGAGCCGGAUGGCGGCCAGAUUUCAGAGGGCGACUGGGAGGACGAUGGCGUGCUGGUGAUGACCCGUUCGCGCAAGAGCCGGGAUCCGCAGGAACGGGCUCGCAUGCUCGCGGAGCAAGAGGCCGAAGCUGCUGCUGAAGCAGAGCGCCGACGUCAAGACGAACUGGCACGGGAGCGCGCUGCCGAAGAGGAAGCGAACAACGCCGCGCUCAAUCCGACAUUCAAUCUGCCCUGGUCGAUGGAGGAGCAGGCGCUCUUGGAUAGCUUGCUCGUUCAGUAUCCGCUGCGACCAGACGCGAGCUCGGGCGAACGCUAUUCCGUGAUCGAGUCCAUCAUGCAGACUCGAAGCCGGCAGCAGAUUGCUUCGCGCUGCCAAAAGUACACGCUCAAGCUGGCUAGGCUCGGGCGAAAACUCCCCGGCACGGUGCCCCUGCCUUCGCCCGUCGCCGAAGGUCUGAGCGAGCGGGAAAUCCUCGAGCGCGCCAUUCAAGACGCCAUCGAAGGCGGGCGGAUUGUGUAUGGUCAAGUUCCUGUGCCCUCUCGCCCGCGAUCCAAAGAAUCAAAGCGCGCGGCGUCGACCAAGUCCAGCGUGGCUGCAGCUGCAUCGCUUCCUGCUGCCCAAGAGGAAGCACCAGAGCCUGUUCGUCCUCCGACCAAGGUGCGCAAAUCGCGCAAGCAGACAACCAUGUUUGCCGCGCCGCGAGUCAUGAUGAAUGAGCAAGAGGAUGCCCCUGGUCCCAACACUGCCCCUCCGGGCUCUGAUGACGAAGACGGCUUGGAUGAGGACGUCAAGAAGUCUGCCGAGUAUCAGGAACUGCUUCGACUCAAACGCCUCAAGAAGGAGAUUGCAGCACGCAAGACGGCAGCUGUUGUACACACUGGAUUUGUGUGUGAUGGCUGCGAGAUGUCACCAAUCCUUGGGACGCGUUGGAACUGUGCGGAUUGCUCGACCGAAGAGAAUCAAGUGGAUUUGUGCGACGCGUGUCACAACGCCGGCUGGAGUAAUGCCGUGCACGAUGCAACCCACGUCCUGUUGCGCGUUGCAGUUCCCGAAACAGACUUUGUCAAGGAUGCCGAUUAUGCACAGCUCAUGGCCCACGGUUAUAGCUAUCUCGAUGCUGCCCAUGAUGCCAACUACGACAAUUAAAUUAUUGGAUCAGACAAUGUUUGAAACACGGCUGAGAUGGUCCUGGCUUUGCUUCAUCGUUUCUGAUUCAUGUUUAUUUUUAACAACCUUAAUGAGUAAAUUAUUACCCCCCCCCCA